AAUGGGAUGGGGUACAGCCAGAGCAGCCGAUGGGCGGGCUGUUGCUCUGGGGUGACAAUUGGGGACCCCUUUUUUAACUACCUAGGUGUCACUGUGUUAGAGUAGGGUAUACAGGACAGCAGUCAACACGAAGGGCUCUAAUGACGGUCUGAGUGCUGCUGCCAGCGUGAGGUCUCGUGUCUUUGACCUCCCUCCCUCUCUCAGCCAUCCUCACCAGCUUUGAGGAACAGAAUUGUUUUUUAACUGGGUUUUAGAAUGGAUGCAUCAGAUAGCAACCCGGAGAACGCGACCGAGAACAAUAAUGUGGAGAAGAGUGAGGUUAGAGAGGAGGAGAAGCAGGAUGUGGACCCAGAUUCAGACCUGGCUAUGGUCAAGAUUCCUCCUCCGCCAGAGCUGGAGAUUAGGCCUAAUGGAUUAAGUGAUGAUGGCAAGCUGGAUGUAUGCAGGACUGUACCUUCUCCUCUGACCCGCAGUAUUUUUCCUGUUGCAGUCUCACCUGCUGCUGAGCGCAUUCGAUUCAUUCUGGGAGAGGACGAUGACAGUCCAGCACCCCCUCAGCUCUUCACCGAGCUGGACGAGUUGCUGUCUGUUGAUGGCCAGGAGAUGGAGUGGAAGGAAACUGCCAGGUGGAUCAAGUUUGAAGAGAAGGUGGAAAAAGGUGGGGAGCGGUGGAGUAAACCACAUGUGGCCACUCUGUCCCUUCAUAGUCUCUUUGAGCUUAGGACGUGUAUAGAGAAGGGCACCAUCAUGCUGGACCUAGAGGCCAACACACUGCCAGGGGUCGUGGAAAUGAUCACUGACAGUCAGAUUGAGAACGGUCUCUUGAAAGCUGACCUGAAAGAUAAGGUCAUGUACACCUUGCUGAGGAAGCAUCGCCACCAGACCAAGAAAUCCAAUCUUCGCUCCUUAGCUGACAUUGGCAAGACGGUCUCCAGCGCAAGUAGGCUGUUUUCCACCCCGGAUAAUGGUAGUCCAACCACCACACAUCGCAACUUGACAUCAAGCAGCCUGAACGAUAUCUCCGACAAGCCAGAGAAAGAUCAGCUGAAGAACAAGUUCAUGAAGAAGCUGCCCAGAGAUGCUGAAGCUUCCAAUGUUCUCGUUGGAGAAGUGGACUUUCUGGACAGUCCUUUUGUGGCCUUUGUGAGGCUGCAGCAGGCUGUCAUGUUGGGGGCGCUGACUGAAGUACCUGUGCCCACCAGAUUUCUGUUCAUUCUUCUUGGACCCAAAGGCAAAGCCAAGUCAUACCAUGAAAUUGGUAGAGCAAUUGCUACUCUGAUGUCCGAUGAGGUCUUCCAUGAAAUUGCGUACAAAGCCAAGGACAGACAAGAUCUCCUUGCUGGCAUUGACGAGUUCUUGGACGAGGUCAUUGUCCUCCCUCCUGGAGAAUGGGACCCCACCAUAAGGAUAGAGCCACCAAAAUCCCUGCCAUCCUCUGAUAAAAGAAAGAACAUGUAUGCUGGAGGGGACAGCACACAGAUGAAUGGAGACACGCCUCACAGCGGCGGACAGGGGGGCGGGGGGCACGCAGUAGGCGAUGAACUGAAGAGGACGGGGAAGUUUUGUGGAGGCCUUAUUCUUGAUAUCAAAAGAAAAGCUCCCUUUUUCUUCAGUGAUUUCUAUGAUGCGCUUCACAUCCAGUCUUUGUCUGCCAUUCUUUUCAUCUACCUGGGAACAGUAACCAAUGCCAUCACGUUCGGAGGAUUGCUGGGUGACGCCACUGAGAACAUGCAGGGUGUGCUGGAGAGCUUUCUGGGCACAGCGGUAACUGGAGCGGUGUUCUGUCUCCUGGCUGGGCAACCUCUGAUAAUCCUGAGCAGUACGGGGCCAGUGCUGGUGUUUGAAAGGCUGCUCUUCAACUUCAGCAGGUGCUUCAUCAUCUCUGAUCGGCAUGUGACAUUACAAACCAGCUACUGCAUAUGCUCACCAUUUAGUAGUUAACUGAAACCAAGAUUC
This is a messenger RNA of Carassius gibelio (silver crucian carp), 1956 nucleotides long. RefSeq names its product electrogenic sodium bicarbonate cotransporter 1-like. Gene Ontology annotation, cellular component: basolateral plasma membrane; plasma membrane. Gene Ontology annotation, molecular function: monoatomic anion transmembrane transporter activity; sodium:bicarbonate symporter activity; solute:inorganic anion antiporter activity. The transcript has 10 exons. The record is from RefSeq and is a predicted model, not a curated record. The coding region runs from base 256 to 1941 and encodes 561 amino acids. NCBI's taxonomy places the organism in Eukaryota, Metazoa, Chordata, Actinopteri, Cypriniformes, Cyprinidae. Gene Ontology annotation, biological process: monoatomic anion transport; transmembrane transport; regulation of intracellular pH.